GCGGCGGCAGAGGCGUCCCUGUUGUCGGCUUCUCUUCCAACACCAUGCCUCGGAGGAGCGAACUAACAUGGAUGUCGCGGGCUGACACGGCGGAGCACACGCAGAGAUUCGGAGCGGCUGUAUUAAUCCUCCGCGGUGUUUUUUUCUCCACGACGAUUCCUCGGAUGUAACGGAGGAAGCUUCCAGUAAUCUUUGUACCCGGGAUUGAGAACGAAAAGGCGGCCUCGGAUCACGCAGACGCCGCUGGAAGUUGAGCUCACCCGGGCUCAGCUCAUGCGAGAGGCCAUGGGCAGUCAGGGCAGCCCGGUGAAAAGCUACGACUACCUCCUCAAGUUCCUCCUGGUGGGGGACAGCGACGUGGGCAAAGGGGAGAUCCUGGACAGCCUCCAGGACGGCUCGGCCGAGUCCCCGUACGCGUACAGCAGCGGCAUCGACUACAAGACCACCACCAUCCUUUUGGAUGGAAGGAGGGUGAAGCUGGAGCUUUGGGACACGUCAGGACAGGGGAGGUUCUGCACUAUCUUCCGCUCCUACUCCCGUGGAGCACAGGGCAUCCUGCUCGUGUACGACAUCACCAACCGCUGGUCUUUUGACGGCAUCGACAGGUGGAUACGGGAGAUUGAUGAGCAUGCGCCCGGCGUGCCUCGCAUCCUAGUGGGAAACCGGCUGCACCUGGCCUUCAAGCGGCAGGUGCCCACCGAGCAGGCUCGGGCCUACGCCGAGAAGAACGGCAUGACUUUCUUCGAAGUGAGCCCGCUGUGCAACUUCAACGUCAUCGAGUCCUUCACGGAGCUGUCACGCAUUGUCCUGAUGAGACACGGCAUGGAGAAGUUCUGGAAGCCCAACCGAGUCUUCAGCCUUCAGGAUCUCUGCUGCCGAGCCAUCGUGUCGUGCACGCCGGUCCACCUCAUCGACAAGCUCCCGCUUCCCGUGGCCAUAAAGUCCCACCUCAAGUCUUUCUCCAUGGCCAACGGCAUGAACGCCGUCAUGAUGCACGGACGCUCCUACUCGCUGGCCAACCCCGCCGGCGGCUCCAAGGGCAACAGCCUGAAGCGCUCCAAGUCCAUCCGUCCACCGCAGAGCCCCCCGCAGAACUGCACUCGCAACAACUGCAAGAUCUCCUAACUUCCCCCUUUCCCCUGCGGACGAUGACGAGACCCUGCGGCGUUCGCCGGGAUGCAGGAGGGCGUGACGUGUAGGGAAGCGGCGCACCCCUCGACCCUCGGAAUGACGUGCCGCUCCCACCAUGCCCCAACCUUUCAGAUCCUUGCCAGGGGGCGUGGCCGAGGGGCCCGUCGCAGAGAAGAAGUGAAACAUUUGAGUGUCCCGCUGCUACUUAACGAGUCAGAUGAGAGACUCUGGCGCUGUCCACUUGUACAGACGUGUGUACGCUCAUCGUGUGUCUGCAUCGCAAACCUUUUUCAUCUGCUUUCUAAAAGUCAAUAAGCUAAAAGUCCUCGCACACGAGCACACUCCACCGCCUCUUUGGGUUGGCCUUUGAAUUGAUGCUGCACAAGAGGUUUAAACCCCGCCCCCAACGCCUCUUUCUGACUAGUGACUCUUUACUAGCCCUCCUCACCAGUGGUGACCAGUAAGAAGGGUUCCACUCUUUGAGGUUCCUUUUUUUUUUUGUUCCACGCAUCACCGCCUACUUUCAAGUGGGAUGGCUUGUUGCCAUGGACACCAGCCACUGCUACAAUACAUGACUCAUCUAUUUCUUGGUUUCUGGCUUGGCACAAGUCAAGGGAAAGAAAGUUUCCCUGGUUUUUCCUUCAACAGUAUUUGAUCUCCUCAUACACUUUGGCUUGCUUACUAGUACUAUGAAUACUAGUAAUGUCUACGGAUGUUCUCGUUCAUCCAGGUCGUUGUAUUCCCAGGGCGUGUAACCAAUAUCAACUGGAUUGUUUUGGGUUUUCUAAAACUGAAUCGAAUGCCAACGUGGGUUUUCCGACUCAUUUUGGGCUGUUAGUGGUCAUUCCACAGCGAUUGAGGGGAAUUUAUUGUUGGUAUUAACAGUAGGAUUGCUCUUUCUGCAUCUCAACAGUUUUAACCAUCCUUGCCCAGGCUCACCCACCUUGUGUCGGAGUAUAGAUAGUUGAUGUUUUGGCACCAGCUGCUAGACUGGGUCUGACCGAUCUAAGCCUAUGAGCAUGAACUGAUUAAGCCUACUUGGAUGACAGGCGAAACGUUUUCUGAAACAAACCAAACAGUCCAUUGUGAUGGUUUGAACGCCCUGAGAAUACUAUUACGGUAGUAAUUCUACUACAUGCUAGUAAUACUUGCACUGAGCCCCGAUGCCACAUUUGGCCCCUUUCCCCUCCCGAUAUGUCUGAAGUUUCUCAGGUGGUUUCUGAGGCGGAGGUUAAAAAGGUAGUUUUAGCACAAACAAGCAGCAGGAAGUUAUUUUUUAGGGGUCUCGUUUCGAGUGUGGAGGUGCGUGUUGGCGUGUAAACAAACAGGAAGAAUUGUCGCACCAGUGCACUUUGGAACCACAAUAAACAGGAUAUGAUAGACUUUAUUCAUCCCACUGUGGGGAAAUGAUGUGGUUGCUAAACAAUAGGUAAACAAAGGACAUUAAAAGAGCAGUGAGCGGACGCAACCAGCUGCCACUUAAGCGGUGCCAUUUCUACGUACAGCUACAACGUAAAACACAACGAAAAAACCAAGGAGCAAUAAAUAAUUCAUAUCGCACACAUACAAAAAACAAUUUCAACACCUACAUCAUGUUAGUAGAAGACACAGUCUCGUAAUUAUUAGUGGUGCGAAUCUUUGGGCACCUAACGAUUCAAUUCCGAUUCUUGGGAAUCAAUUCUCAAUUCAAACCGAUUCUCGCACUGUAUUAUUUGGUACAAUAAUUUUAAAGAAAAACUUUUUUCAAAACAGGUUACAGGAUAGGAAAGCUUUAAUUGAUUUUAGUUUAGAUACGGUAUGAAUAAGAAUCGCGAUUCAAACAAGAAUCGCAAUUCGGAUAAAAAUGUAUAUUUUUGUGCACCCAAAGUAUUUAUGUUCCUCUCCAAACGCCGACCAUCAACAGUAUUCUCUGCUCAACUCCAACGCUGCUUUCAAAGCACAAUCUUGACAACUGUUUUUUAUGGCGUUCAUGUUUUUAAUCUGCCAGCGAGCCCAUCUGCUUAUUAGUGCACCGCCAAAUCUAUUUGCUAAAUGUUUAUAUCAGAGGGGCAUGACUCACUGUACCCGCGAUCGCGUUGAAACUGCCCACGUUACGCCAUCCACUCGUGUUGGACAGCUGCGCUCCAGCUGUUCCUGCGAAACACAUCCAUCUCCUGACACACGACCGCGAGGAAAACUGGCUCUUUUCAUUGGAGGAUGUUGCUGCAUAACUAUGUGUGUGUGUGUGUGGCAUUCAUGGACGGUUGUAGUCGCGUGUUGCAUUUGUGUUGUGUCAGGGGUGCCCAAACCUUUUGCCUCCAAGGGCCAAAGUGAAGAUGUGCUCAUGGUUUUUUACCAUGCAACAGCACCAUGUGUGAGGAAUUUAGCCUCAUACCGCCAUACAUGAAUAUUAGGCGGUAGAGACUAUCAGGUUCAAUAGAUGGCAACGAGUUGGCCUGUAAAUGAAAUCUAUAGAUUUUCUGUUAAAAAAAUAAACUCCCAGUUCAGUUACCAGAAUUUAACCAUAAAAUGUACAGUGGUUUUGACUAGGGGUGUCAAAUUUGUUUUUGUUUUUCGGUUGAAUCGCGAUUUAUAUUUGUAUCAAUUUUUAAUUUAAAAAAAAAUCAAUUGAAAAUGUUUCGUUUUUUUUAAAUGUCCUGUCCAGCGUAUAGUUGAUGUAGAUGAUCAUAUCUGCUGCAUAAAUUUACUUUAGAAAAGAGAAGUGUUGGAUACUUCUCGUGUUGCCUUAUUUGUAUUUGACUUUAUUAAAUGUUUGAGUAGAAUUUUGUUAAUUAAAACCUGUUUUCAUUUAAGUAAUAUAAACAUUUAUCAGAGCCUUUUUUAUGGAGGAAUGUAGUUAAUCAUAGAACUGGCACCCACUUAAAAUUGAUUUUAAAUCGAGAAUGGAUUCUCGUUCGUUAUAUAUUUUUUUUUUUUAUAUAGCGCUUUUACAGAUAGAAACCCAAUAUCUAAGUUACAUUUAAACCAGUGUGGGUGGCACUGGGAGCAGUUGGGUAAAGUGUCUUGCCCAAGGACACAACGGCAGUGACUAAGAUGGCGGAAGCUGGGAUUGAACCUGCAACCCUCAAGUUGCUGGCACGGCCACUCUACCAACCGAGCUAUACCGCAUGAAUCGAGUCGUGCGGUGCCCAAUGAUUCCCAGCCCUAGUUUUGACGUUAAAUUACUGAAAAUUGAAAAACUCUACCAAUGUUGUUUUUACAUAAAAAAUCUGGUGACUGAGCUACCAGUUGUUUACCAGACGUUUUUUUUUUUUUUUUUUUUUACAAUGCAUUACUUUAAAAUAAAAUAAAACGGUACCACUGUUAUUUUUACUGUAACAUUUUGGCGACUGUGCUGCCAGUUUAUACACAAUCUACGGCCAUUUUAUUUUACAGUGCAUUACUGUCAAUUUAAAAACACCACCGCUAUUUUUACCGUAAUUUUCUGUCGACUCAGCUGCGACUUUUUUUUUUUUACUGCAAAAUCUGUGUUCCUUGUUUUUACAGUGCAUUACUGUAAAUGGAAAAAUGGUACCACUGGUCCUUAUACGGUAGAUUCCAGCGACUUGGCUCCCAG
Messenger RNA from Nerophis lumbriciformis (worm pipefish), 4687 nucleotides. RefSeq names its product ras-related protein Rab-40C. Gene Ontology annotation, molecular function: GTPase activity; GTP binding. The record is from RefSeq and is a predicted model, not a curated record. Gene Ontology annotation, biological process: intracellular signal transduction. NCBI's taxonomy places the organism in Eukaryota, Metazoa, Chordata, Actinopteri, Syngnathiformes, Syngnathidae.